AUUUUGAAGGUGAACCACCCAAUACACUAUUGUUGCUCACGACACGGUGGUAACAGCGUCCGGUUGAGCAGAGCUCGCAGACAUGGCGAACAUUAGAAGUAUCAAGGGUAUGGUUGGCCUGGUGACAGGCGGUGCUUCAGGGCUGGGCCGGGCUACCGUGGAGAGGUUGGUGCAGCAGGGGGCGUGUGCUGUCAUUCUGGACCUUCCCUCUUCAGACGGACACACCCUGGCAGCCAGCCUCGGAGAACGCUGCACCUUUGCCCCCGCUGACGUGACGUCGGAGGCAGAUGUGCGUUCUGCGGUGGAGCUGGCCCGGCAGCGGUUUGGGAAGCUGGACCUGGCGGUGAACUGUGCUGGCAUCGCCGUUGCCGUCAAGACUUAUAACUUCAAAAAGGAUGUUCCCCACAGUCUAGAAGACUUCACUAGAGUUAUCACUCUACUGUUGCCUCAUGAGCUUCCGGGUUGGAGUGAGCCGGUCGCAUCCGCGCUUCGGUCUGCAGGUUGUAUAACUUUUUCAUUACAUUUCAUUACAUUUCAUUAUAGUACAACGGUCUGAUUUGUCUAAUCUUAG
Molecule: messenger RNA, 571 nt
Organism: Oncorhynchus nerka (sockeye salmon)
Lineage: Eukaryota; Metazoa; Chordata; Actinopteri; Salmoniformes; Salmonidae
Product: 3-hydroxyacyl-CoA dehydrogenase type-2-like
Exons: 4
Coding region: 83-556 (157 amino acids)
Biological process (GO): androgen metabolic process; estrogen metabolic process; fatty acid metabolic process
Cellular component (GO): mitochondrion
Molecular function (GO): estradiol 17-beta-dehydrogenase [NAD(P)+] activity
Source: RefSeq, a predicted model, not a curated record